Pan troglodytes (chimpanzee) is the source of this 6428-nucleotide messenger RNA. Its product is annotated as putative zinc finger protein 355P. The coding region runs from base 1774 to 2217 and encodes 147 amino acids. The transcript is spliced from 2 exons. Gene Ontology annotation, cellular component: transcription regulator complex; PcG protein complex; chromatin. Gene Ontology annotation, biological process: regulation of transcription by RNA polymerase II. The record is from RefSeq and is a predicted model, not a curated record. Gene Ontology annotation, molecular function: DNA-binding transcription factor activity, RNA polymerase II-specific; RNA polymerase II cis-regulatory region sequence-specific DNA binding. NCBI's taxonomy places the organism in Eukaryota, Metazoa, Chordata, Mammalia, Primates, Hominidae.
GCCGAUUUCACUACUAGAUCUCAAGUGACUCUUGAAGAACGGCAAGUUGGAUCUUGCUGUGUUCUCAUUUCACCCAAGACCUUUGGCUAGAUCAGAACAUAAAAAAUUCAUUUCAAAAAGUGAUACUGAGAAGAUAUGAGAAAUGUAGACAAGAGAAUUUACAAAUAAGAAAAGGCUGUAAAAGUUUGAAUGCAUCUAAGUUGCAGGAAGGAGGUUAUAAUGGACUUAACCAAUGUUUGUUGGUUACUCAGAGCAAAAUACUUCAAUGUAAUACAUGUGUGAAAGUCUUUAGGAAAUUUUCAAAUUCAAAUAGACUUAGGAGAAGACAUACUGGAGAGAAACCUUUCAAAUGUAAAGAAUGUGGCCAAUUCUUUCACAGGUUCUCACACCUAAGACAGCAUGAGAUAAUUCAUACUGAAGAGAAACCCUACCAACAUGAAGAAUGUGGCAAAGAUUUUAAGCAGUCUUCAGGUCUUACUAUACAUGAGAGAAUUCAUACUAAAGAGAGACCCUGCAAGUGUGAAGAAUGUGACAAAGCCUUUAAACAAUCUUCACAACUGAAUAAACAUAAGAAAAUUUAUACUGGAGAUACAACCUACAAAUGUGAAGAAUGUGGCAAAGCCUUUUCCUAUUCCUCAACCCUUACUCAACAUAACAUAGUUCAUACUGAAGACAAACCCUACAAAUGUGAAGACUGUGGCAAAGCUUUGAAGUAGUCUUCAAACCUGACUAUACGUAAGAUUAUUCAUAUGGGAGAGAAACCCUACAAAUGUGAUGAAUGUGGCAAAGCCUUUAGAAUAUCCUCAAAACUGAAAGAACAUAAAAGAAUUCAUACUUGAGAGAAACCCUAUAAAUAUGAAGAAUGUGGCAAAACUUUUUACUGUUCCUCAGGCCUUACUCAACAUAACAUAGUUCAUACUGGAGACAAACCCUACAAAUGUAAAGAUUUUGGCAAAAUUUUUAAGUGGUUUUCAGACCUUACUAUACAUCAGAGAAUUCAUAGUGGAGAGAAACCCUACAAAUUUGAAGAAUGUGGCAAAGCCUUUAAACAAUCCUCAAAACUGAAUGAACAUAUGAGAACUCAUACUGGAGAGAAAUCCUACAAACGCAAAGAAUGUGGCAAAGCUUUUAAGCAACCUUCAGGCCUUACUCUACAUAAGAGAAUUCAUACUGCAGAGAACCCUUACAAAUUCGAAGAAUGUGGUAAAGCCUUUUAUUGGUUGUUAAGCUUUACUAAACAUAAUUCAUAGGGGAGAGAAACCCUACAAAUGUCAAGAAUGUGGCAAAGCUUUUAAGUGGUCUUCAAACCUUACUAUACACAAGAGAAUUCAUACGGGAGAGAAACCCUGCAAAUGUGAAGAAUGUGGCAAAGCUUGUAAGCAGUCUUUGGGCCUUACUAUACAAAAGAGAAUUCAUACUGAAGAGAAACCCUACAAAUGUGAAGAAUGUGGUAAAGCCUUUUACUGGUCCUUAAGCUUUACUAAACAUAAGAUAGUUCAUACUGGAGAGAAGCACUACAAAUGUCAAGAAUACGUCAAAGCUUUUAAGUGUCUUCAAACCUUACUAUACAUAAGAGAAUUCAUACUGGAGAGAAACCCUACAAUUGUGAAAAAUGUGGCAAAGCCUUUUACUGUUCCUCACACCUUAUUCAACAUAACAUAGUUCAUACUGAAGAGAAACACUACAAAUGUCAAGAAUGUGGCAAAGCUUUUAAGAAGUCUUUAGACCUUAAUGUACAUAAGAUAAUUCAUAGUGGAGAGAAACCCUACAGAUAUGAAGAAUGUGGCAGUCUUUAAACAAUCCUCAAACCUGAAUGAACGUAAGAUAACUCAUAGUGGAGAGGAAUCCUACAAAUGUGAAGAAUGUGGCAAAGGCUUUAAACAAUCCUCAAACCUGAAUGAACAUAAGAUAACUCAUAGUGGAGAGGAAUCCUACAAAUGCGAAGAAUGUGGCAAAGGCUUUUACUGUUCCUCAAGCCUUACUAAGCAUAAGAUAGUUCAUACUGAAGAGAAACCAUACAAAUAUGAAGAAUGUGGCAAAGCUUUUAAGUGGUCCUCUGAACUUACUAUACAUCAGAGAAUUCAUACUGAAGAGAAACCCUAUAAAUGUGAAGAAUGUAUCAGAGUCUUUAAACACUCCUCAAAACUGAAUGAACAUAAGAGAAAUCAUACUGGAGAGAAACCCUACAAAUGUGAAGCAUGCGGCAAAGCUUUUUAAGCAGUCUUCAGGCCUUACUAUACAUAAAAGAAUUCAUACUGGAGAGGAAUCCAGAAAUGUGAAGAAUGUUGCAAAACCUUUUACUGGUCUUUAAGCUUUACUAAACAUAAGAGAGUUCAUACUGGAGAGAUACCCUACAAAUGUCAAGAAUGUGGCAAAACUUUUUCUUGUUCCUCAAGUUUACUUAACAUAAGAGGGUUCAUACUGAAGAGAAAUCCCACAAAUGUAAAGAAUGUGGGAAAGCCUUUAACCAGUCCUUAAGCCUUACUAAACUUAUGAGAAUUCAUACUGGAAAAAAAUCAUACAAAUCGGAAGACUGUGGCAAAAUCUUUUAAGUAUUGCUCAAAUAUAUCCAGCCAUAAUUCAUACUAAAGAUUAUGCCUAUGAACCUAAGGAAGUUUGGCAAAGCUUAUGAAUACACCUCAAACUUUCCUAAGCAUUGGAGAAAUACCAGUGAGAAACCUCAGAAAACUGAACAAUGUGGCAAGCCCUUUAAAUGGUUGUCACAUCUUACUGUAGGUAAAAUAAUUGAUAGUGGAGAAAAUCUCUACAAACAAAGAAUGUGUCAAAACUUCUAACAUGCUCAUACUUUAUGGCACAUAAAAGCGUUUAUACUUGAAAAAUUAUACAGAGUGUGGAAAAGCCAUUUCUAUCUGUUCACAUCAUAGUCAACAUCAGGAAGUUCAUACUUAAUAAAAUUAUUAUAAAUGUAAUUACUGUUGAAAGACCUUGGAAAAUAUAAACCCUUAAAAUAAAAAAGAGUAUUCUGGAGACAAACAUUACAAAUAUAAAGAGGGUUGUAAUACCUUUACUUGCCCUAUAUAAUGUACAGAUUUUACACUAGAAGAAAACUCUAAAGGAAUUACUCAAACUUGUUUGGCAUCAGAGAAUUUAUGUUGAAGGAAACCAUACAAAUGUAAUAAAUGUGGAAAAACAUUUGUUCAGAAACUACAGCUUACAAAACACCACACAGUUUAUAAUAAAAUAUAUUUUUGCAGAUGGAAUACAUGUGUAAAAAUAUUUAGUCAAAAUUAAGUCUUUGUAAACUUUAGAAAAUUCACAGUAGGGAGAACUAAGGCACUGGCACUUAAGACGUUACACUAAAUCAGAAUGUUCUGUAAAGAAAGUAAUCCAAAGCUAAAACUGUUGGAUAAUUUAUUUGUAUAUAAGUUUAAGAGGAGUGGAAGGUUAUUUUUUGGAGAGUUAUAAUUACAUUCAAGGUAUACGUUUUUCCUUGAAAAAAAUGUAAAUUUUUUGAAAAGCAAGUAGGUAAUUCAAGUGUAAAAUUGCUUCAUGCUGUUCCUUUUUUCCUGUUGUUUGUGUAAAAGCAUGUCAUCAAUUUCUGUUGCAUCAGAAAUCUGAGAGAUUCCUUUCUUAUUAGGUAGGCAUCAUUCAUUAAUUUUUCCAUGGAAGAGUAAGGAUAUUAAAAUGUAAGAUGAUAAUGAAAAUCUGAUUGGAGAGGCUCUUUAUGGCUGACUUUUAACAUUGUUCAUGUGAUGCAUGAAUUAUGUGUUUAGAGUAAUAUUCUGCAUUAUAGUGAGAGGAAAACUUUGAGUUUUAGUAGUAAAUUGUUUUACCAAUUGUACUUUUAUGUAAUAAAAUGUAGGGAAUUUUAAAAUUCUUUUAUAAGACUGUGAUAGCUUUUAAAUUAAACGAAAUACUUUUAAACUUUUUAAGACGUGCAUUUAGUAAAGUGUUAUGUCACCAACUUUAACGUAUCCCACUGUAUUAAAGAUGUAGAUAAAAGAUGGUAACAUAGUAGAAUGACCUCUCUAGCAAUCUCUUUUGCCUGUGGCAUUAAACUGAAAAGUUUAAGAGUAUUGUUUCAAUGGGUAAAAUGUACAUUUGUUUAACGUUUUAAAUUUUUGUAGGAACAUAAUAUUGUUUACCUAUUUAUGGCAUAUAUAGAAUAUUUUCAUACAGGCAUACAAUUUGUAAUCACAUCAGAGUAAAUGAGGUAUUCAUUACCUAAUGCAUUUUUUUUGUAUUACAGACAAUCCAUUUAAACAUUUUUAGUUAUCUAAAAAUGUACAAGUAAAUUAUUACUUGCUACAGAGGUUUUUUAUGGUCUUGAUAAUAAUUACAUAGUAGUAUAAUAAGAAAUCUCACAUUUCUAAGUCCUGAAUGAAUAUUUUAAAAAAUUUGUCAUAUAUAUUUUGAACAAGUGGCCUCUCUGCCUGUAAACUCAUACAGACUGUUAGUUUUUACUUACAUGAUGCUAAAUAUACAAAUAUAUUACUCUUAAGAUAAACAUUAGGUGUAAGAAAAUUGUGGGGCAAGUAAUUGUGUGUGAGUGUACCUAUUUUCAGAAGACAAGCAAUAUUGGAACAAAAUAUCACUUUAAUAAAGUGGACAAAUCAUUCACUAGAAAACCAGAAACCUCAGUGAUUUUGAAUAAUAUCUGUAUUCUCUGCAUUUUAUUUAAUUAAUUACUGUGAAGUCUUACGGACUGUGUUUCCAAAUCUUUCCAUGCAAAUUCUUUCUUUAAUUUGCCUGGUACUCAUGGUAGACUGAUAUUUUUUUUCAUAUUUUUUGUGUUUAUAAUUUAUUAAGUAUUCAUUAUGUGAGUUGCUCAGGUAUUCUAAGAAUUUUUAUAAAAUUUAGUAAUGCAUGCAAAAUAAUUUUUCAAUGUUAUUUCACAAUGAGUGUAUUAACUUAUAUUUCUUUUGUUGCUUUCUUUUUUCUUUUUUUUUUUUUUUGAGAUGGUGUCUUGCUCUGUCACCCAGGCUAGAGUGCAGUGGUGGGAUCUCAGCUCACUACAACCUCCACCUGCUGGGUUCAAGCAAUUCUCUUGCCUCAGCCUCCUAAGUAGCUGGGACUACAGGCAUGUGCCACCAUGCCCAGCUAAUGUUUUUGUAUUUUUAGUAGAGACUGUGUUUCACUAUACUGGCCAGAGUGGCCUUGAACUCCUGACCUCGUGGUCCACACACCUCGGCCUCCCAAGGUGCUGGGAUUACAGGCAUGAGCCACUGCAUCUGACCAACUUAUAUUUCAUUUAGUUAGAACAUUCCAUUUUGUUAUUUUAAUUGGAGAAACCUGUGUAAGCUAAGUUUCCUUAUUGUUCCUUUUACUCUUUAUAAUUGACAUAGGUGAAUUUAUUCAUUCAGCCAAUUUGUUUAGGUAAAUACUAGGGAGGCUUCAUAAGUCACAAAGAUAUUUUGAUAUGUAAAUGUAGCAAACACAAUGCUUGCUGUAAUAGAGGCACCAUUAUUGGCCAUAAAUAUUUCUGCUGGAGUUAGUUUGUAGCUCCAAGUAAAGAUAAAGAAAUAUGCAUGGUGAAGAAAUAAAAUCGAUUCUGUAUGUGGAGAGGACAUUGUUGUUAUGCUGCAAAACUGACUCUUUCUGAAUUUAAAGAGACAUUCUUCUUAUUUUCUGAUUAUCUUUAGUUUUGUUUUUGUGUCUACUUAUGUUUAUCCCAACUGUGUAUGCAUCACAGCCCUCCUUUUUCUUCUUUGUGUUAUGGCAACAUUUUUAUUGCUGUUUGUUUUGUGCCAUGUCAUUUCACACAGUACUUUGUAGGUUCUGAUGAGAAGUUUGUCAAUGUAACUUUCAGAUCCGUUAAUUGAGAUAAAAGGCAUCCGGUGUUCACAGGUGAGAGGAAUAAAUCAGUCAGAAUUUCUUGUCUUUGUAAAACCAAACUUUUAUUAAAUUUUAACACAGUCUGUGUGUGGUGGCUCACGCCUGUAAUCCCAGCACUUUGGGAGGCUGAGGUGGGAGAAUCACUAAGUCAAGAGAUUGAGACCUUCCUGGCCAAUAUGGUGAAACCCCAUCUCUACUAAAAAUACAAAAAUUAGCUGGACAUGGUGGCAUGCACCUGUUGACCUAGCCAUUCAGGAGGCUGAGGCAGGAGAAUCGCUUGAACCCAGGAGGCAGAGGCUGCAGUGAGCUGAGAUCGUGCCACUGCAUUCCAGCCUGAUGACAGAGUGAGACUUCAUCUCAAAAAAAAAAAAAAUUAACAAUAUGUGGAAAAUAUAAAAUUAGUUAGAAGAUACGUCUUAGAAAUUAAACUUUUAGAAGAGUUAAUGGUAAGUGGAGAAUGUUAAAUUUUUUAUUACAUACUUACAGCUCAACUUAAGUUUUCAUUCAGAAUCUUUUAUUUUGGUGUGAAUGUUAAAUAUUCAAAAAUAAUAGAAUGACACCUGUGGAUUUCACAUGUGAAAUAAUCUUUUCCAUAUUAACGUUAAAAUCUUGAGGAAUUUCUCACACUUGUA